AUGGACUUCUUCGUCCGAAAUGGCGAGGAGCCGUAUAUGCAGUUUUCGAAUUUCAAGCUUCGAAGCUACUUCCCACAUGAAAUCGAUAAGCUCAGUGUUCUGAAAGUCACACAGACAAAAACGUUUGAUGAGGUCGGUCACCCUAUUGCUGGCGGUCUGUAUGAUCCUAUUCUUGGUCCGGACAAUAAUUUCGAUAUGUGUCUGACGUGUAAUCAGUACGAGAGACAUUGCCCAGGCCACAUGGGACAUAUUCAACUAGCUGUUCCAGUUUUCAAUCCACUUCUCUUUCAAUUUACGUACAAUCUUUUGAAAGGUUCUUGUGUUCACUGCCACCGUUUGACAUGCAAAGGAGAUAGCGGCAGUGCACGCAUUCUACUCGCCCAGUUACGUUGCUUCGAUCUAGGCGUAGAGCAUGUGGCGCUUGAUCUCGAAUCGAUUCUUCGUGAAAAAAUCAAAAAUUGCGAUCUGCUUAACGAUGAAGAUAUCGAUACCACCAUGGACGUUUGUAUUGCUCAGCUGGCCAAUAAACCUCUUUCGGAACUGACCCAAUUCAAAUCUAUACCGACGAAAAACGGUGUUCAACUGAAGAAAGACAUUAUCACUGAGUUCCUCAGAAACCACUUAUUCAAAAGACUUCAAAAGUGUCCAUUAUGCAAAAAUCGUAAUGGAACUCUGAGAAACGACGGUGCUCGUUCAAUUCUUAUCGAUUUCACUGGUGCCCGUAAAAAAUCCAAGAAAAUGUCUAUUAUUGGAGAUAUUGGAUACAAUGAGGAAUCAUCACCAUCAACAGAUGAAGAUGAAAAAAAGGAAGAUAAACAUGUCGAAGUAAACGCAAGUGUUGUUGAUUUAGAUGAAGGAAGUCUAGAGCUGCAAAUGAAAAACGUUAGAAGUGGAGAGUGUGAUAAACUUGCUUGGAGAGGAGCCGAAGUCCGAGAGCAUUUCCGAAUGAUGUUUAAGAACGAUGGAAAUCUACUGCUGAAACUGUUUCCGAUGCUUGUGGACGAGUUGAAUGGAGGAGACAUGGUUUGUCCAUUAGAUGGAUUGUUCUUAGAAAGAAUUUUAGUGCCCCCAAAGAAAUUUCGUCCUAUUCGAAUGUUCAAAGGAGCCCAAUAUGAAGAUCCACAAACUCUUAAUCUUCGCAAAGUACUUGAAGCCACUGAAACAAUCUCUGCUAUUUCACUCAUCAUGAAAGGGGACAAGAGCGCUCAGCUGAAAGAACUGGUUGCAAACAGAGUGCGAGGAAAAACUAUCAACGCUCAAAUGCACGAUGCUUAUCUUCAACUACAACUUCGUGCAAAUGCUAUUUUUGAUCAAGACUUGAACAGAGGAGAUCGUGACAGCAUCGCUGGAAUCAAGCAGAUUCUUGAAAAGAAACAGGGAUUGUUCAGAAUGCACAUGAUGGGAAAACGUGUUAACUUUGCUUGUAGAUCGGUCAUUACUCCAGAUCCAUAUCUUGAUAUUGAUGAAAUCGGUAUUCCGGAUAUUUUCGCCAAAAAACUCACUUUCACCGAACCAGUGAAUGCCUUCAACAUGAAAGAGAUGAAAGAACUGUUGAAGAAAGGCCCUCACCAACAUCCAGGAGCUAAUUUCUUCGUGGAGCCAUCUGGAAAGAAGACAAUGCUUGGAGAUAAACCCGAUGAGAAGAAGAGACGAUAUCAUCUUGCGAAAACGUUGAAUGCAGCAACAACUGAAAGUGUUCGUCAAACGCCAAAAGUCUUGAGGCAUAUGAAGAACGGUGAUAUGAUUAUGAUGAAUCGUCAACCAUCUCUUCACAAACCAUCAAUUAUGGGUCAUCGAGCAAGAGUUCUCACUGGACAAAGAGCUCUUCGAAUGAACUACGCGCCAUGUAAAGCUUACAAUGCUGAUUUCGAUGGAGACGAAAUGAAUGGACAUUUAGUACAAUCACAUAUUGCCCAAACUGAGGUUCGCGAGAUUGCAAACGUCGGAAGUAACUUUUUGGUUCCUAAAGAUGCUACACCGCUUCUCGGUCUGAUUCAAGAUCACGUUGUUUCUGGUGUACUUCUCACUCUUCGAGAUCGUUUCUUGAAUAAGGAAGACUUUAUGCAUCUCGUUCUUUCUUCUUUUGCUCAAUAUUCCAAAAGGAUCGAAAUCCCACCGCCAACAAUUCUCUAUCCAAAACGACUCUGGACAGGAAAACAAGUUGUGACCACUAUUGUCAAAAAUUGUAUUCCUGAAGGAAAGCCCCUCAUCAACUUGGACGGAAAAGCGAAAACUCCGCUCAGUUGCUGGACUGUUCCUGGAUUCAAUCAGCCUUCUUUCGACAUGAGUGAAUCGCAUGUGGUAUUCCGGCAAGGAGAACUGCUAGUUGGAGUCCUCGAUAAAGCUCAUUUCGGUGCUACUCAAUUCGGAUUAGCUCAUUGUGCAUUUGAACUUUAUGGACAUCGUUGUGGAGUGCAACUUCUAUCAUGUUUUUCAAGACUGUUCACAACAUAUUUACAGUAUCACGGAUUCACUCUUGGUGUUGCUGAUAUUCUCGUAGUCAAAGAAGCAGAUGGAAAGAGAAAAGAAGCUGUUAUGGAGUCACGAACUAUUGGAAAUCAAGUUGUUAAAACAGCAUUUGGCCUUCCGGACACUGCUACGCCAACUGAAAUCAAAAGAACACUUGCUGCUACUUACUGCAAUCCACGUGGACAAGGAACAGAUGUUAAGAUGUUGGAUUUUGGAAUGAAACAAGGAAUCGCCAAAUACAACGACGCAAUCACAAAGUCUUGUGUUCCAACAGGUCUUCUACGUCUUUUCCCACAGAAUGCUCUUCAGCUUAUGAUUCAAUCUGGAGCCAAGGGAUCUGCAGUGAAUGCUAUUCAAAUUUCUGGAUGUCUUGGUCAAAUUGAAUUGGAAGGAAAACGUAUGGCUGUUACUAUUGCUGGUAGAACUCUUCCUUCCUUCCGAUGCUUCGAUCCAUCACCAAGAGCUGGUGGUUAUAUCGAUCAACGUUUCUUGACAGGAAUGAAUCCACAAGAACUUUUCUUCCAUACAAUGGCUGGACGUGAAGGUCUUAUUGAUACUGCUGUCAAAACGUCUCGUUCCGGAUAUCUUCAACGUUGUAUCAUCAAGCAUCUCGAAGGAAUUCGCGUGCAUUACGACUCAACAGUUAGAGAUCACGAUGGAUCAGUAAUUCAGUUCAGAUACGGAGAAGAUGGAAUGGACACCACAAAAGCUACAUUCUUGAAUAAGAAGACGAUGCCGUUCCUCGAAGACAAUUUGGAAGCAGUUACUCUUGCUUCGAAACCAGAGGGUGUUAAUGAUAACGACUUCGGAGUCAAUGAAACUGAGAAACGGUACAAAAAGAUCACGAAGUGGAAGAAGAAAGCAUCUAAGUCGGAAAAGAAGUCCUAUUUCUCCGCAUUCACGAAUUUUUCGGCUGAAAACGCUGGGUUGGACAAGAAGCGAAUUUUAGGAAUGUGGUUUGAACUGUCGUUGGAAGAACGAGCCGAAUAUGCCAGAGGAGUUCCGAAAAAAUGUCCAGAAGCUGUCGAUGAGAGGUUUAACCCAACAUGUAAACUUGGAGCUCUUCCUGAGAAAAUGUUGGACGAAAUUGAAGGAUUCUGUACGAAAACAAGAGAAGAACCAAAUGAUGCACUGAAGCGGACAUUGUAUUGGAAAGGUAUGCGAUCGCUGGCUGAUCCGGGAGAGAACGUAGGUCUUCUAGCCGCUCAAUCGAUCGGAGAGCCAUCUACUCAAAUGACAUUGAACACUUUCCAUUUCGCCGGAAGAGGAGAAAUGAACGUUACCCUCGGAAUCCCUCGCCUUCGAGAAAUUCUGAUGACUGCUUCGAAAAGCAUCGCUACUCCAAGUGCUUCUAUUGCAGUCAUUACUGGAACACCCCGUGAGAGAAUCGAUGCAAUCAAACAAGAGUUGGAUCGUGUCUAUUUAAAGCAAUUGCUCAAAAAUUUCUCUCUGGAAGAAAAGAUCACACUGACUGAAAACCAAUCUUCACGUCGCUAUCAUCUCCGUAUCGAAAUUUUGGCUGCCGAAAAACGAGAGCAAGGCGCACGUCAUUUAAAGCGAGCUAAAAUCAUGGAGGAGAUUGAAAAGAGAUUUAUUCUCCGCGUUGCACAAGCCAUUAAGAAAAAGUAUAAUGAGAUUACUGAUUAUCAGCAAAUGUCUCAUCGUACAAUGCGACAAGGAAACGCUGCUGCUGGAAUUGAGUUUACUAGAGCGCAGAGGUCGCGUGGAAUCCAAGGACCAGACAAUGGGGAUUCAUCAGACGAAGAAGCUGAAGGAGGUAGAGAUGCUGAUGCUGCAGAGGCACGUCUUCAUCAGAGACAUCGUGAUGAGGGAGCAGAUUAUGAAGGAGAAGAUGAAGAACGAGUUGAAGUUCGUGAGCGCGACGAUGAGCCGAUGGAUUCAGACACAGAAGAUUUGAACAAAGAAGGUGGAGGACCGGAGACCGAGGAAAGAGAAAAAGAACAAAUGGUGAAUUCUUCAAGAAUUCAGGCGGUCCAGCGAUUAUCCGAAAACAUUUCCUCUUAUACUUAUGAUGUGAAAUCGAACAAGUGGUGUGAAAUUGUAUUCGAGCUUCCAUUGAGAAAUAAGACUAAAAUGGAUGUAUCAUCGAUUGUUGAAAAUGAAGUCGAAUUGUUUAUUGUUCAUCAAACUCCUGGAAUUGAGCGUUGCGUUGAAACUACAGAGCAGAAAAACGGAAAAGAGGUUAUCAUUCUGCAAACUCAAGGAGUCAAUUUGGCUGCUUUCUUUAAACAUGCUGAUGUUCUCGACGUCAAUUCAGUGUACUCAAAUGAUCUGAAUUUGAUUCUCGAAAAUUAUGGUGUUGAAGCGUGCUCCAAGGCUAUUACUACUGAAAUGAACAAUGUGUUUGCGGUUUACGGUAUCGAAGUGUCAAAACGGCAUCUUUCUUUAACUGCCGAUUACAUGACAUUCACUGGACAAAUCCAACCAUUCAAUCGUGGAGCAAUGUCUUCCAGUUCAUCACCUCUUCAAAAGAUGACAUUCGAAACGACGAUGGCAUUUCUACGUGAGGCACUCUUGCAAGGCGAGGAAGACAAUGUGAACUCUCCGUCUGCUCGUAUUGUGAUGGGUGCACUUCCACGUGGAGGAACUGGAUCAUUUGAUCUUCUUCUCAACCCAAAAAUGCAAUCGGAACGUGAAGAGCACGAAGCCGAACGGGCUCGAAGACGAGGAGCCAAACACAGUUAUUAG
Caenorhabditis remanei is the source of this 5178-nucleotide messenger RNA. RefSeq lists its product as uncharacterized. NCBI's taxonomy places the organism in Eukaryota, Metazoa, Nematoda, Chromadorea, Rhabditida, Rhabditidae. Gene Ontology annotation, biological process: DNA-templated transcription. Gene Ontology annotation, molecular function: DNA binding; DNA-directed RNA polymerase activity. The transcript is spliced from 9 exons. The record is from RefSeq and is a predicted model, not a curated record. Gene Ontology annotation, cellular component: RNA polymerase I complex. The coding region runs from base 1 to 5178 and encodes 1725 amino acids.